AUGUAUGUUGCGCUAUGGUACAAACAUGGAAAACCAAUUCACGGCCGAUCAUGGAACAAUGGAGGAGUCGUCGAGUGCUCAUUCCCUUAUAAGAAAGCUGAACUUAGGACUGCACAACAACUGGAGGGAAAUAUUCAAGUACUUCAAUACUCAGGAGAUCACAACACACAAGGAUUCUGGUACGAGUGGAUUCUGUACAAGGAUAGGUUCGACAAAGCAGAAGGCCGCCAACUCCUUCAUUGUGGAGAUUCCUUCCCUAUUCUAUGGAAAGACCGACCUGAGGUGAAGAUCACGCGAGCGAGCGUUUACUGCGAGCGCUGCACUCCUAAGCGCAUAUGGGAUCCAUUUCAACAUGUACAAGCUGGCGAAGCGGCCUGA
This is a messenger RNA of Cooperia oncophora, 378 nucleotides long. NCBI's taxonomy places the organism in Eukaryota, Metazoa, Nematoda, Chromadorea, Rhabditida, Trichostrongylidae. The record is from the annotation of a GenBank genome assembly.